Molecule: messenger RNA, 1493 nt
Organism: Magnolia sinica
Lineage: Eukaryota; Viridiplantae; Streptophyta; Magnoliopsida; Magnoliales; Magnoliaceae
Product: actin-related protein 2/3 complex subunit 1A
Exons: 16
Coding region: 106-1221 (371 amino acids)
Biological process (GO): Arp2/3 complex-mediated actin nucleation
Cellular component (GO): Arp2/3 protein complex; actin cytoskeleton
Molecular function (GO): actin filament binding
Source: RefSeq, a predicted model, not a curated record
CCUCACGCUUGAAGAGAGAGAGAGACCGAAUCGAUUCCUCUCUAUCGUUUUCUCUCUUAAACAAAGGAAAUCAAGAGGAAUUCUCUAGCAUCUGCUUGAAGAGUCAUGGCAGCGGUUUCGAUUCACCAGUUCGCACCGUGCAUUACUUGCCAUGCUUGGAGCCCUGAUUACACCAUGGUUGCAUUUUGUCCAAACAAUAAUGAGGUUCAUAUCUAUAGAUCUUUGCAUGACAAGUGGGAGAGAGUACAUGUUCUUCAGAAGCAUGAUCAAAUUAUUUCUGGAAUAGACUGGAGCGCAAGGUCAAAUAAAAUUGUUACUGUAUCACAUGAUCGGAACUCCUAUGUUUGGAACCAAGAAGCAUCUGAAUGGGUUCCAACCCUUGUCAUCCUCAGGCUGAACCGUGCUGCUCUUUGUGUUCAGUGGAGUCCUAAAGAAAACAAGUUUGCUGUUGGAAGUGGUGCCAAAACUGUUUGUAUCUGCUACUAUGAGCAGGAGAAUAACUGGUGGGUUAGUAAACUUAUCAGGAAAAAGCAUAAUUCAUCAGUGACCAGUGUUGCCUGGCAUCCAAACAAUAUUCUUCUUGCAACUACAUCAACUGAUGGAAAAUGUCGAGUUUUCUCCACUUUCAUCAAGGGCGUGGAUUCAAGGGAUUCAGGAACGGGCCAUCCUGGCGAUUCAAAAUUUGGAGAGCAGCAAAUUGUGCAACUUGAUCUCUCAUUUAGUUGGGCAUUUGGUGUAAAGUGGUCCCCAAGUGGCAAUACCUUAGCUUACUCUGGUCACAAUUCAAUGAUCUACUUUGUUGAUGACAUUGGUCCAUCUCCUUCCGCCCAAAAUGUGGCAUUCCAUGAUUUGCCUCUCCGUGAUGUUCUAUUUGUUUCUGAGAGGAUGGUUAUCGGUGUGGGAUUUGAUUGCAACCCAAUGGUUUUUACUGCAGAUGAAAGAGGCAUAUGGAGCUUUUUCAGGUUCCUUGAUGAAAGGAAAAUGGCACCAUCAAGUUCAAAAUAUGGCUCACAGUUUUCGGAAGCAUUUGGGAAGUUUUAUGGUCAAUCGAAACAUGGAGUAAGCAAUGAGGCUGUUGAGCCUUCAAGACCUCGGGGAGGUGCUCAUGAGAAUUGCAUUACCUGUAUUGUGCCACUGAAGCAAGCUGGGGAUGGUAUGGUAAAGCGUUUCAGCACUUCAGGGUUGGAUGGUAAAGUGGUGAUAUGGGAUUUGGAAAACUAAGCAGAAUUCUCUGCAACUCUGGUGUUACUUCCCAUUAUACAUGUGCCCGUUAAGGUGCAAUGAGAUCUUUAUUUCAUCCUUAGCUUCCUUGCUAGUCAUACAGAAUUUUUCUAUGAUUUGAAGCGAACACAGGGAUGAGUUUGACUGUAAGGCCUUGAAUCAUGUUUCACAGUGUUUUAGUCGGCAUUGUAAAUGGUGGUUGUUAAAGUUAUUUGUAGAAUAUACUGGACUGUUUGGUAUUAUACACGUACUGUUUUGCUUUUCCCUUUGUU